AUGUCGGGUCGCUUGUCGAGCGCCAGCGAAAAUGAUAUCUCAUUUUGGCGCCACAUAGUAUCGCCUACCGAGCAAAAUAGAGACCAAGGGCUCGAGUUAUACUUUGAAGAACUCGGAUGGAAUGUUAACUCGAGCGCGUUAUCUUUUUUGGGGCUAGUUCGGUUUGCCUGGCCAUUGACAGCGCCGACGGAGACAGCUCGAUUCAGCAUGGCUACAGACAGCGAAUUCUAUCCGAAAGAUGACCACAGCUGGAAGGCUUGGAUGUUCCAGGAAUACCUCCAGGUCCGGGGACCACUGACCGAAGAGAAUGUUAUGGAAUAUUUUGAAGAGUCCUUUUUGUUUGAUAGAAGCAGUAAUAACAACGUGCUUCGUAUGCAAACGCAACACGCCGACCCAAACUAUCGCAUGAGUAGACCUGAAAUGGAAAAUGAGCUCAAGCGCUUUACUGGAAAAGAAUACGCUCUGGUUCACGCCCAGCCGCCCCUGUUCGUGAUCCAACAAAGAGAUCGAUUGUCCCCCACUGAAGGCACGCCCAUGGAUGCUAGCCAACAAUCAAAAUCACAACAGCAACAACAGCCCCCGGACAGUUCUGUCAAGCCACCACAGGAUAAUGAAGAAAAACAAGUGUGGGAACCUUUUGCUUUUGCAUUCCAGGCUACACGGAUCGAAAUGGAGAAGAAGCGACAGGCCGCAGCUGCCACGGCGCUGGCUAGUUCGGUUGGUGGUGGUGCAGCAGGAGGUCCAUCUGGAUCUAACUUGUCUGCGGAAGGCAUGAGACAGAUUGUCCCCGCUGGUGGUCAGACCCAGGCUGAAUGUGCCGACCGCGGACGGGCCUUCUACCUCGACCAAGCAGAAGGGCACGCCUGGGCCUCCGGGAAAACCGGGACACGGAAAAAAGAAACAAAGACGGAUCCACCGGGGUUUGCGGUGAGGGGAAAGAAGAUGGCCAAAGUUUUUCAAAAAGACAGCACUCGGUUGCAUGGUGAGCAAAAGUACAAAUUGCACGGAGAAAAUGUGGAUGAGAGGGGACAACGACGGGAACAAACU
This is a messenger RNA of Acaulospora colombiana, 1047 nucleotides long. Lineage: Eukaryota; Fungi; Glomeromycota; Glomeromycetes; Diversisporales; Acaulosporaceae. The record is from the annotation of a GenBank genome assembly.